Molecule: messenger RNA, 1522 nt
Organism: Anas platyrhynchos (mallard)
Lineage: Eukaryota; Metazoa; Chordata; Aves; Anseriformes; Anatidae
Source: RefSeq, a predicted model, not a curated record
AUGGCAGAGCUGAGCAGCUCCACCCGGCAGCGUCAGCAGGAGAUGGAGCGCUGCCAGGCCCAGGGCCAGAGGCAAGCAGAGGUGCCAGAGCCCCGGCAAGGAGAGCCCCAGGCAUGCCAGGACACAGAGCAGCAGGAGCUGGAGCCAGCACACGUGCUGGCCUCCUUACAGGCGCUGCAGCUGGACCUGGACUUCUGCAGGGGCAGGAACUGCAAGCGGUUGGUCCAGCUACAGCAGCAAGAGUGCGUGGUGGAGCAGAAACACCAGGACUUGGUCUUUCUGAUGCAGCACUACCAGGAGGUGAUAGGCAAGGGCCAGAAGGAUGAGGCCGUGCAGACAGAGGUCACCUACGCAGGCUCCCAUGACAACGCUGACACCAGCCGUGGGCUUCCCAAAGGGCACGCGGAGCUGCUGGAGCAGCUGAGGGUGCAGGAGGAUCAAAGCCAGGGCCUGCAGCGCAGCCUGGCUCAGCUGCAGGAAGAGCUGGGAGCCACCCGGGCCCGGGAGCAGCAAGGCCUGCAGCAGCUUAGCGGGGCCAAGGAGACCAUCCAAGACCUACAGCAGGAGGUAGCCUCCAGCAGAAAGCACGAGGCAGAGCUGCUGCGACAGGUGCAGGAUGUGGCAACCCUACAGGCAGAGCUGGCCCAAGCCCAGCAGAAGAAAGCCAAGCAGGAGGAAAAGAUUGCAGCCUAUAAGGAACAGAUGCAGCAGCUCCACUUGGAACUGAGGAAGCUCCAGGAGGCCCAGGAGCAGAGCAAGCAGCAGGCCCACUCCCUCCAGCAGAGGCUGCAGGAGCUGAGCAGCCAAGCCCAGCACUGGCAGCAGUUGCACCAGGACAGUCAGCAAGCUCUGGCUCUGCGGGAAGAGGAGCUGGUUGUUUACAAGGUGGAGAUGGCUUUCCUCAAGGAAGAGCUCAGCAAGGCCAUGGAGCAGCUGCAGGACAGGACCGCGCAGCACCACAGCUCGAGGACAGCAGGAGUGCAGGCUGAGCCCCUGACACCAGAGAACAGACCCUGGCCCACAGGCACGGCAGAGGUGGAGAGGACGUGCCAGGGGAUGGCUCACUGCAGAGCCCAGGCCAACGCGGGAGGAAGCUGUGGCUCUGUAGUAACCCUGCGCACUUCCCACACGCUGGGAUGGUCUAACAGCAGCAGGCCGCACCAGGAGAGGGAGCUGCUGCUGGUCAACAUCAGCCAGCGUGCGAAAGAGCAGAUGCAGUCAAGUGAGAAACGAGGGCAGAAGACCCAGCAGCAAAUCAACCACGCUGCAGAGCUGACAGGCAACAAGGAGCAUCUUCAGGACACAUUGGGCAGCUUGCAGGUAGAAAACAAGUACCUCAGGGUCAGAACACAUGAGCAGCACCACAAGGGUGAGCAGAUGAAGGGCAGCAACUUGACUACAGGAGCCACGCACAACUCUGCAGGGCUGCCUCUACCCAGAACUCAGCUCCAGGAUGAGAAGUGACGCAAAACAAACAAAAAAAAAAAAGGUUAAAGACUGACAACCUUUAAACAAAUAAAAU